UGCCAGUUAAAGCCGAUCGCGUUCGGAUCGUUGUUGGUUCUCUUUUUCCACAUUUUACUAUACAUUAACUUGGCAAAGAUAUUUUACAAGACGUUCAUUAUUCACAUAUUCGACUGAUAAUGAAAUGAAUUGAAAAAGAACCAGUUCGCACACAAAAUUUUAGUUUGUUGGCAGUUUUCAACUAAAUCGCAUACAUUUUAAUGAGAAUUCCUCAUUUCUUCUCGUAUUUAUUAUUGAAUUCACCGGUGUGAAUUGGUGAUUGUACACUCUCUUCUUUUCACCUGGAGGUUUUUACGAUUUUUAUUUUAAAACUGUGUGGUACUGUUGAGGCAUUUGAAUUUGUUAAUUAUGUCGUGACGAAAAUAAUAAUUUUUUUCGUAACAAUAAUCCCGAAUUGUGAUAACGUGAAGUUGACAAAAUAGCAGACUGAAGAUAUAGGCUAAAUGUGACAGAGUUAGCUUAGUCAAAAGCUACUUUUUUGAGUGUUUUGUGUUAAAAUAAUUAUUUUUACUGCAAAAUUCGUACAUCAUGGCUGUUGAUCAUACAUUAGAGGAACUGAUGGCCACAUUAGGCGACUUUGGCCGAUACCAAGGCUUUCAAUUCGUUUUACAUGUGCUGUCGGCUCUCACAGCCGGUAUUCACAUGCUAUCAUUGGUUACCGUAGCAGCUGUACCUGACCACAGAUGUUUCAUCGACGGCGUCGACACAAACACGUCGUUCGCUCCGUGGAACUCAACCGAAAUACUCGAAGCAAUUCCAAUGAAAGGCGACAGUUUAGAUGGCUGUUCCAUGUACGGUUAUGGCAACCAAACCGUAUCAUGCAGUAGAUAUGUGUACGACGACACGUAUUACAAAACGUCCAAGACAAUUGACUGGGAUUUAGUUUGCGAUCGGCGUUGGAUGGGCGCAAUAGCGCAGACAAUUUACAUGCUUGGCGUGUUUACAGGUGCAGUUACGUUGGGAGGUCUAGCGGAUAGAAUUGGAAGAAAGGCAGUUUUCUGUUGGUCAGCUUUGUUGCAGCUGAUCUUGGGCGUUGCCGUUGCAUUUAUACCGGAGUACUUCUCAUUUUUAGUAAUUCGAUUUUUGUAUGGAAUUUUCGGUUCGGCCGGAAGUUAUAUUUGUGGCUUUGUAUUGACCAUGGAACUGGUCGGUCCCAGUAAACGAACAGCUUGUGGUAUUGCAUUUCAAGCUAUGUUUGCUGGUGGUGUGAUGCUUGUCGCUGGAUGGGGAGCUUUGAUUCCGGAUAGACAAAUUUUACAGAUGGUAUACGGGCUGCACGGUCUUUUGCUAGUAGCUCAUUGGUGGAUUAUGGACGAGUCGCCACGGUGGUUAUGGAUGCAAGGAAAAUUCAGUAGUGCCGUUAACAUCGUUAGCAAGGGUGUAAAGAUGAAUGGUAGAGGAAUUGCGUUGGACAAAGAAUAUUACAUAUCUCGCGGCAACGCUACAUUCACCAAACAAACAGAAACUUCAUCGGCUGGCAUAUCCGAUCUGUUUAAAACGCCAAGACUUCGUAUGAAGACGCUCAACGUGUGCCUUUGUUGGUUUGCCAACUCUCUCGUUUAUUACGGACUAUCGCUGAGUGCGGGAAAACUUUACGGAAAUCCAUUUUUGAUUCUGUUCCUUAUGGGAUUGGUUGAGUUCCCGAGUUACAUUGUUAUUGUGCUGGUCUUGGAUCGAUUUGGUCGAAGAUCUAUUACUAGUGGACUUAUGCUGUUGGGGGGCCUGUGCUGCAUUAUUGCCGUUUUCAUUGCGCAAGGAAGUACAGCCGCAACAACGAUUGUGAUGCUUGGAAAACUGUUUAUUGCUGGAUCGUUUGCUGUUAUCUAUAACUAUUCUGCCGAGCUAUUUCCGACCGUUGUACGAAAUUCAGCAAUGGGUCUGGGAUCCAUGUGUGCUCGUUUAUCCGGAGCAUUAACUCCACUCAUCACAUUAUUGGACAGUUUUGACCCGAAGGUGCCGGCCGUAAUAUUCGGAAUCGUUGCACUCGCUUCUGGAUUUUGGGUGAUGUUUUUACCAGAAACAAUGGACCAACCGAUGCCCCAAAGUUUGGAGGAUGGCGAAACGUUUGGUACUGGUAAUACAUGUUUCUCAAGAGGACGACAAUCGAAAGUGUCUGAUAACAAUGAACGGAUGGUUCCGUUAAAUACAAUUGAGAAAUCGUGAAUAGUUCUCGCUGUUGUUAAGAAAUGAGAUCUAUAACUAGAAUGAGGCAUUUUAUAAGCAGUUAGUAAAAAAAUAAGAAUUUUAAAUAAAUUUCAUCGUUUUUGGAAAUCAAUCCCUUCUGCAGGCUGGUUAUGCGACAAAAAUACUAAAUUGAC
Messenger RNA from Bradysia coprophila, 2318 nucleotides. Its product is annotated as organic cation transporter protein. NCBI's taxonomy places the organism in Eukaryota, Metazoa, Arthropoda, Insecta, Diptera, Sciaridae. Gene Ontology annotation, cellular component: membrane. Gene Ontology annotation, biological process: transmembrane transport. The record is from RefSeq and is a predicted model, not a curated record. Gene Ontology annotation, molecular function: transmembrane transporter activity.